AUGGGCCGCAUGGAAGGCUACAAUUUCCCCUUUGUCCUUUACAGUAGAAGAUCUGUCAUUGGGUUUCAAGAUGGCAAAUCAAAGACUUUAGAAAAUAGUCCAGUUAAAUCUGAGAAAGGAAUAGCUGCUGAUAGUGAUGAGAUUUUUGUUGCAGUCGGGCAAUCAAAAUUUGUUCUAGAGAACCUUCAGCAUUACACGGUCCGUCCAAAUUUGGCCCAGUACUACAAACCUUUGAAGGCCACCGCGCUGCAGAAGUUCCUGGCUCAAAAAAGGAAAACCACAAGCUUCAUGUUAAAAGUAGCAGAGUAUAAUCAGGAUAAGACUUCACUGAUAAUGACCAACAACCCCCUUCCCCACCCAAUCAACCACGAAGAAAAGGACAGUGCACCAAAAUACUUUCCCAAGGAGUUACUGCUCAAGGUAAUGGGACCUGGGGAAGAAAGUUAUCAUCAGCACAAACCCACCGAGAACCUCUGCCUGCCCCUGAUGUCUCAGAAAAAAAAGUUAAGAUCUGGGCUUAAACCAAUCUUCCUUCUGACACAGUUGGACGAUUCUACAACCAAGCGGAAACAGUGGUUUAGGUUUUCCACUGACAAUGAUUUCAAGAGUGAAGGGAAAUAUUCGAAACAAUGUGCUUUGAGGAAACAGAAAAAAAUGUACCCUCAGCUCAACUUUGCUCUAGUCUGUGAAAGAGAUUUGAGGAAAAAUGUCUCCAAGAAGUCAGAGAGUGAAAUGCCGAUUUCCAAAAAGGCUUGGGAACCACUAACCCUCUCGACGCUCCUGGAAGAGAAGCCCACCAGAACCGUGCCCGGGGAAAGCGCCUUCCGCAACGGAAGGGCCCCGCAGUGGAUUAUCAAAAAUGCCACUGUCAUUCAGUGA
Messenger RNA from Lemur catta (Ring-tailed lemur), 879 nucleotides. RefSeq names its product testis specific 13 (gene TSGA13). Lineage: Eukaryota; Metazoa; Chordata; Mammalia; Primates; Lemuridae. The transcript is spliced from 7 exons. The record is from RefSeq and is a predicted model, not a curated record. The coding region runs from base 1 to 879 and encodes 292 amino acids.